CAGGAGCCUGUCGGAGGAAGAGGAAGAAGGGGGUGGAGAGUGUAGGGGACGGGGCUAGAGGGCAGGGGACCGAGACCGAGCGGGGCGGAGAAGGGAAGGCGCCGGGCCCGGCCCCUCCCCCGCCCGCUGCCCACCCUCCCGGCUGCGCCUCUGUUCCCCAGAACGGCGCUCCGCCCGCCCUAGCGGCCAUGCCGGGGCCUCGCUGCCCCUGAGGGAGCCCUUCCCCGCCAGUGCUGGCCCUUCCACUCCCGCCGCGGGGUCGCAGCGGGCCGCCCUCCCGCCGGCGCCCCCUCCUCGCGGCCACGCCGCCGCCCCCAUCUCGCUCUCCCCACCCAGUGCAGUGGCCGCCGCCUCUUCCGCCGCCGGGCUCGGGGCCUCCGCAGCGACAACAUGGAGGCCGUGAAAACCUUCAAUAGCGAGGAUUGUGCCUCUACUCCUGCUUGUACAGACUGCUUUUCCAGCAGCAUGGACACAAGAAGCAUAUUGUAUUCCCUGAAUGACUAUAAACCACCCAUUUCUAAAGCGAAAAUGACCCAAAUUACUAAGGCAGCCAUCAAAGCUAUUAAGUUCUAUAAACAUGUGGUACAGAGUGUAGAGAAGUUUAUUCAGAAAUGUAAACCAGAAUACAAGGUACCUGGACUUUAUGUUAUUGACUCUAUUGUGCGACAAUCCCGACAUCAGUUUGGUCAAGAAAAGGAUGUGUUUGCGCCCAGAUUUAGUAAUAACAUCAUUAGCACUUUCCAGAAUUUAUAUCGUUGCCCUGGGGACGACAAGAGUAAAAUAGUGAGAGUAUUAAACUUGUGGCAGAAGAAUAAUGUAUUUAAGAGCGAGAUUAUUCAGCCUCUUUUGGAUAUGGCAGCAGGGAUACCUCCUCCAGUUGUCACACCUGUUUUGGCUGGUACUACUGCUGCUAUGAGCAAUACUCCAGGAACUCCGGUGACACCUGUUACUCCAGCCAAUGUGGUCCAAGGCUUACCUGAUCCAUGGGUAUCUCAGAUAACAAAUACAGAUACACUUGCAGCAGUGGCUCAGAUCUUACAAAGUCCUCAAGGCCAACAGCUCCAGCAGUUAAUACAAACUUUACAGCUACAACAGCAGAAGCCCCAGCCUUCCAUUCUACAGGCCCUGGAUGCCGGUCUUGUCGUCCAAUUGCAAGCUCUUACAGCACAACUUACAGCUGCAGCUGCAGCAGCCAACACUCUUACUCCCUUAGAACAGGGAGUCUCUUUUAACAAGAAGUUGAUGGAUAGGUUUGAUUUUGGGGAAGAUUCUGAGCAUAGCGAAGAACCAAAAAAGGAAAUUCCAACUUCUCAACUUUCUCAUGUUUCAGAAUCUGUGAACAAUUCCAUUUUUCAUCAGAUAGCAGAACAACUACAACAGCAAAACCUUGAACAUCUCAGACAGCAGCUCCUGGAACAACAGCCUCAAAAGGCCACUCCUCAGGAUAGUCAAGAAGGAACAUUUGGGUCAGAGCAUUCAGCUUCACCAUCACAAGGGAGCAGUCAACAGCAUUUUCUUGAACCUGAGGUCAAUUUGGAUGAUUCCAUAGAUAUUCAGCAACAGGAUAUGGAUAUAGAUGAAGCGCAAGAUGCAGUGGAAGAGGAGAUUUUUGAACAAGAAACUAAGAAAGUGGCGGUUCGCUCAAGAUCAAGAACACAUUCACGAUCUCGUUCAAGAUCACCAAGGAAACGAAGGUCUAGAUCACGGUCAGGUUCUCGAAAGCGUAAACAUAGAAAGCGAUCACGCUCCCGCUCAAGAGAAAGAAAGAGGAAAUCAUCACGUUCAUACUCAAGUGAAAGGAGAGCCAGAGAAAGGGAGAAAGAACGACAGAAAAAAGGAUUACCUCCAAUUAGAUCUAAAACAUUAAGUGUAUGUAGUACUACUCUCUGGGUUGGUCAGGUGGACAAGAAGGCAACACAGCAAGAUUUAACCAAUCUAUUUGAAGAGUUUGGGCAAAUUGAAUCCAUCAAUAUGAUUCCGCCCAGGGGCUGUGCUUAUGUUUGUAUGGUUCAUCGACAAGAUGCAUUUCGAGCUCUUCAGAAACUUAGUUCUGGAUCAUAUAAAAUUGGGUCCAAGGUCAUUAAGAUUGCUUGGGCUUUAAACAAAGGUGUAAAAACAGAAUACAAACAAUUCUGGGACGUGGAUCUUGGGGUUACAUAUAUACCGUGGGAAAAAGUUAAAAUGGAUGACUUGGAAGGUUUUGCAGAAGGAGGCAUGAUUGAUCAGGAGACUGUAAAUACUGAAUGGGAAACUGUGAAAAGUUCAGAACCUGUUAAAGAGACGGUCCAGACAACUCAGAGUCCAACUCCAGUUGAAAAGGAGACAGUGGUCACAACCCAGGCAGAGGUUUUCCCUCCACCUGUUGCUAUGUUGCAGAUUCCAGUGGCUCCAGCUGUGCCUACAGUUAGUUUAGUCCCACCCGCAUUUCCCGUGUCGAUGCCGGUUCCUCCUCCUGGAUUCAGUCCAAUCCCUCCACCUCCUUUUCUACGAGCAAGUUUUAACCCUUCACAGCCACCACCUGGUUUCAUGCCACCUCCAGUUCCCCCACCUGUUGUACCACCCCCUGCGAUUCCACCAGUAGUACCAACGUCUUUAGUGCAGCCGCCAUUAUCCAUGACCCCAGAAACUGUGAAAGAUGUUGGAUUUGGUAGCAUUGUUAUACCAGGUGGUGCUGUUGCCAGCAGUCUUGCUACUUCCGCUCUGCCAGCUGGAAAUGUUUUUAAUCCUCCAACUAAACAAGCAGAGCCUGAAGAAAAAGUACCUCAUCUUAUAGACCACCAGAUUUCUUCUGGUGAAAACACCAGAUCAGUGAUUCCAAAUGAUAUUCCAAGUAACGCUGCAAUUUUAGGAGGCCAGCCACCAAAUGUGACAAGCAAUUCUGGAAUUCUGGGAGUCCAAAGACCAAAUGUAUCGAGUAAUUCUGAAAUUCUUGGUGUCCGGCCAUCUAAUGUUUCCAGUGGUUCUGGGAUUAUGGGAGCCCACCCACCAAAUAUUCUGAAUAACUCUGGAAUUUUGGCAAUACAGCCACCAAGUGUGUCGAGUAGUUCUGGACUUUUGGCAGUGCUACCCCCAAAUAUACCUAACAAUUCUGGACUUAUAGGAGUACAGCCACCAAAUGUUCCAAAUACUUCUGGACUUCUGGGAACACAGCCACCAGCUGGACAUCAAAAUUUACCCCCUUUAAAUAUCCCUAGUCAAAGGAUGCCUGCAAUACCAAUGUUAGACAUUCGUCCAGGACUAAUACCACAGGCACCUGGACCAAGAUUCCCUUUAAUACAGCCUGGUAUACCACCCCAACGCGGAAUCCCUCCCCCAUCAGUACUUGAUGCAGCUCUUCAUCCACCACCCCGUGGACCUUUUCCUCCAGGAGAUAUUUUUAGUCAUCCUGAAAGACCUUUUCUAGCUCCUGGAAGACAAAGUAUAGACAAUGUUACUAACCCAGAAAAAAGGAUACCACUUGGGAAUGAUAACAUUCAACAGGAAGGAGAUAGAGAUUACCGUUUUCCUCCUAUAGAAAGCAGAGAAAGCAUUAGUAGACCUCCCCCUGUGGAUGUUAGGGAUAUGGUUGGGCGUCCUGUUGAUCCAAGAGAAGGUCCUGGAAGGCCUCCAUUAGAUGGUAGGGAUCAUUUUAUAAGACCACCUGUAGAUAUAAGAGAGAAUCUUGUGAGGCCGGGUAUAGAUCAUCUUGGUCGAAGAGACCACUUUGGCUUUAAUCCAGAGAAGCCCUGGGGGCAUAGAGGAGAUUUUGAUGAAAGAGAGCAUCGGGUUCUACCUGUCUAUGGUGGUCCAAAAGGCUUACAUGAAGAAAGAGGUAGAUUUCGGUCUGGAAACUAUCGUUUUGAUCCUAGAAGUGGUCCUUGGAACAGAGGAUUUGGACAAGAAGUUCACAGAGAUUUUGAUGACCGCAGAAGACCCUGGGAGAGGCAAAGGGAUAGGGAUGACAGAGAUUUUGAUUUCUGCAGAGAAGUGAAUGGAAAUCGUCUUGGACGAGAUAGAAUUCAAAACGCUUGGGUUCCCCCUCCUCAUGUUCCUCGGGUUUUUGAUUAUUUCGAAGGGGCCACUUCUCAACGAAAAGGUGAUAAUGUGCCUCAGGUUAAUGGUGAAAAUACAGAGAGACAUGCUCAGCCACCACCUUUACCAGUACAGAGUGAUCCUGAACUUUUUGAAAAACUGACAUCUUCAAGUGAGAUAAACAAGGAGAAGAGUGACACAGUUGCUGAUAUAGAAAGUGAACCAGUGGUAGAAAGCACAGAAACUGAGGGGACAUAAUCAUCACUCAGUAGGGGCAGAGCAUCUUUGACAGCAGAAUGCAAGAAGGCUUCCACCAUGGCAACCCGAAGUAGUCCUAGAAUGUUCUAAAUGUUAAGGACUUGGUGAGAAACCAUUCAUUCAUUCCGCAAAUAGGUCUGGAGUACCCAUCACAUAUUGCAAGCAUUUCAGUAGUCUUGCUAGUUCUACUCAAGUGACAAAAACAUACAGGAAAAAGUAAAAUUGACCUAAUGCCCAUUCUGUGCUGGUAUGGAUGGUGUUAGACAACAACUUUCAACAUUAGCAAAACUGGCAAAAACGAUACAGGUUUUAACUGCCUCUAUUUGGCUUCACGCAGUAGCUGAGAGCUGUAAAUAUGACCCUUGACUGUCCCAGACACCAGAUGACCAGUUACUUGCACUGUCUCCCUGUCCAGUCCUUUUAAAGCUACUGUGCUGUCACGUGGGGGCCUGUGUGGGGACCUCCCUGGACCAGCACGUAAGAAAGGUACUUGACUAACCGCGUUUCCUUCCUGAGAGGUGAGUGCACUUGUCGGUGCUCUCGUUUCCGCCGUAUUUCCUUGCUUGUCCUGGCGACGAUUCUAGUAAUGCCUUUUGCACGUGCACCUGUUCUCUCUAACUAUCUGCCUCUUCUUUCUUUCUCACCCACAGAAGGUAAAGAACAUCUUUCCAAGCCGUCUAGGCAUUCCUCCAGUAACUGUGGGGUGCCUGUUCGUGACACUACACUGGUUUUACAGUUGAUAGAAGGUUGAGUAAGACCUUAGUCCCCUAUCCAUAAAGCUCAUGGUCUCAUAGACAGGGUGAUUUAUAAACCACAAACGAUAAGACGAGGUAGAAAGUGUCAGAGUAUAAGAGAGUAUGUAAGUGUCAGAGUAUUAUACUAUAAGAGGUAUAGUAUAAAUAUACCUAUUUCUUUUUCCUUUUCAACUGAAAAAAUGCGUUAGUGAUAGAUUUUCAGACUUUCUACGUUAUUUGAUAUAUAGUGUAGAAAAAGGAAAUGUUGAGACUAUAAAGAAUGAGCACAUGUUGGCCAUCAUUUGGGCUUUAGGCUUUGUUCAUGUAUCUGUUCACCCAGCAAAUAAUUGAGUGGCCGGGCAUUGUGUUGGGUGCCAGAGACAUGGAGAAAAGGCCCUCGCCCUGCUCCAGUGAGAGGCUGAGGGCAGGAGAACAUGGGAUGCCACACGUGUGCACGAGUGUGGGACUCUGGGCUCCUUGUCUGGCGGCUGUACUUUUUUUUGAAAAGCUUUGUCAGGAAGGUAGUCUCAGGAUUUUUGAAGACUGUAGGAGACGUGAUUUUACAGAAAAGUAGCUGUGAGUGGUGAGGAAACUAAAGAAAACUAAAGGGACUUCUUGGAGAGGGUGAACAUUUCUGAAUUCUUUGAUUCAAAAUUUGCUAAGGGCAAAAGAUGAGGGAAAUUGGGUAAUUAUGGGAAAGAGAAUGAUGUAAAUAUAAUGUGAUUCUAAAUGUGGUUUUAAAUUUUUUUUAUGACUUUAUCUAUUGGGCUGGGAAAGAUUAAAUGCAGGUCACCUAUUAAAGAGUCUCAGUUAAGCUUUUUUAGAAAGUCAGACAGCAUUUUUCAGGACAUACUGCUUAUUAACCCUAGAUGUGGAAGACUUAUAAAAGGCAAAAAAUAUGAUGAUGCUUCACAAAACUGAAUCCCAGAAAAUCUUGGCUCCCCUUCUAAAAAUCUUGAAAUAAAAUGCUUUCUGGAACAUUAAUUGGAAGACAGCUUGCUAUCACCAAAUUGUUAGUCUGCGUUAGAAACUCAAAACUGCUAACAGAUGCACCCUGCAGAUUUUUAAAAUACGGAAUUAUUUCAACCAGCUGCCAAACCACUGAUCUAUAUAACUUUUUAAAAUAUGAAAUACACAUAUAAAUCUACAUAACUGUUCAAUUGGCAAAACUGUUCCUCUUUGUGUACUAUAUACCAUAAACAUCUGAUUUCCAAAUGGAGACAUGCCUUGACUAGGAUUAAGCUAUUUAAAUUAACUCAGUCUAUCUAAAAACCAUUUAGACUAAAUUCAGUUUUUAGAAAGAAGGGUUUAGGUUUUAGUCCUGACUCUCUCAUUUAACUGACAAUAUAACUGUGGACAGGUCUCUUAGCAUGCCUAAGACUUUUCCAUAUUCCUUUAAAACCAUAUUUCUAGUUUGUGCAUUUGAGAUUUGGACUGUGCACGUAUGAUCAAUAUAUUUUGUUCAAAUAUAAUUAGAAAAAACUCCCUAAGUGUUCACAUUAAUAGGGUAAUGAAUUGGCUAAGGCACGUGGGCCCAGGUCCACUCUAAGCCCAUGUACAUUAAUCAUAGUUGCUCCCAUGUAGGAGUUGAAUAGGGUGGGAGUGGUAAACAUAGUGUUACUGCUCACUUUAGGAGCUAGACUCUAAUCCUGGACACAUCUGCUGGUCGACUCAAAAGCCACAUCUAUCUGGGGUUUUGUUCAGACUGGGAGCACAGAGGGGAGUAGGCAGCAGAAGUUCCCUGGACCGGCAGUAGUUGUAGGCGAUGGAGACCCAAGUGUACCCAGACCUGUCCACACCCCGCUCCCAAUGCACCCAACUGGAUGCCACUUUAGAAAAUAAGCAAGUGGGCUGGGUUUGGUGGCUCAUGCCUGUAAUCCCAGUACUUUGGGAGGCUGAGAUGGGAGGAUUGCUUGAGGCCAGAAG
Messenger RNA from Microcebus murinus (gray mouse lemur), 6929 nucleotides. NCBI's taxonomy places the organism in Eukaryota, Metazoa, Chordata, Mammalia, Primates, Cheirogaleidae. The record is from RefSeq and is a predicted model, not a curated record.